AUGCCUAACUUCCAGCGCAGGUUUGGUGACAGCUCUCUGCAGGAGAGAGUGAACCAGCAGAGCUGUGAGCGUCUCCAAGGUUACUGCAGCACGCUGACAGACAGGCUGCCUCACACGGCUGGUAUCCAGUCACUACCAGACCUGCUGUCCUCUCUGGAUCGCAGCGUCCAGACCAAGAAGAGGAAGAACGUGGAGGUCCUGUGGAUCGCUGCUACGGUAACACGUCAGCCCUACACCAGUCCAGCGCCGCAACUAUCAACGCUCCGUGUAAAGCUUAGCAGUUCAAUGUUCUCAGCACAAACGGACAUUUGGAAAAACUGAAAAAUGGGUUCCAAUAUAAACAUUUUUAUUUUUUUGU
Molecule: messenger RNA, 358 nt
Organism: Perca fluviatilis (European perch)
Lineage: Eukaryota; Metazoa; Chordata; Actinopteri; Perciformes; Percidae
Product: type II inositol 3,4-bisphosphate 4-phosphatase-like
Exons: 3
Coding region: 1-321 (106 amino acids)
Cellular component (GO): cytoplasm
Molecular function (GO): phosphatidylinositol-3,4-bisphosphate 4-phosphatase activity
Source: RefSeq, a predicted model, not a curated record